This is a messenger RNA of Salvelinus fontinalis (brook trout), 8108 nucleotides long. RefSeq names its product tudor domain containing 6 (gene tdrd6a). Lineage: Eukaryota; Metazoa; Chordata; Actinopteri; Salmoniformes; Salmonidae. The coding region runs from base 479 to 7411 and encodes 2310 amino acids. The transcript is spliced from 17 exons. The record is from RefSeq and is a predicted model, not a curated record. Gene Ontology annotation, biological process: spermatogenesis.
AAAAGAAGCCAGUUAGUUGCAUACAACAGCGGCAUCUUCAAAGCAUAAUAUUACUUUCCCUGCCUGCACAUUUCCAAGUUUCAAAUGUAGCUGUAGCCAAUUGAUAAGCGGAUCGCAUCAAAUAUUUUUGUUAACUUGCACAAUAAUACUAGCUUCCGAACGUCGAUUACGUGAGUAACGUUAUUAUUCCUUUGGAGAACGAGAAGUCUCCCGCCAUGGAGCGACGCCUAGCUAGUUAGAUAACGUAGCUAACAAGUUAAUUGAGGGAAGUUUCGAAAGUGCUUGUUCUGCCCUUUUUGAAGAAACGUCGUUGAUCAGCGCUAGAAGGACAACUAUUUGCAAAGCGAGGAGCCCUGUACAGCACAACGAGGAUGACGAAGUGACUCGCCGGGUUGGGACUCAUUGGACCUUGACAUUUAGGAUUUGUUGGAUCGACUUUGAUAGUUGAUGGAAGACGGAAUACUUUGACAACGUCAAAAUGUGUUCAAUCCCUGGGCUCCCAACACCAGGUUCAAACGUUUCAGUUCUCAUAACAAGGGUGAACUGCAAUCCCCAAUGUGAUAUUGUGGAGCUAUGGGGCAAUUUUGAUCAAGAGAGAAAAAUUGCCUAUCAACGCCUGCGAAAAGACAUUCAGUUUCCCAGAGAAACCUUUCGUGAGUUGGAGGGAAAUCCUGGAGAUUUGUGCUUGGUUCAGAUAUAUGAAACUUGGUAUAGGGUACGCAUAGUCUCAAGAAAUGGCUCAAGUUACAAUGUGUUCCUUAUUGACGAAGGGAGAAUGCUUGGUGUCACCACUAGCAUGUUGGCUUGGGGUCAGAAAGAGUUUUUCCACCUACCCCCUGAGGUAGAAUUCUGUGUUCUUUCCAAUGUGUUGCCUCUGUCACCUGACAACAGGUGGUCUCCAGUGGCCUUAGAAUUUCUGAAAUCCCUCUGCGGAAAGACGGUUGAUGCAUGUGUCCAGGACAUCUUGGUGCCCCAUAGAACCUUCCUCCUGGAUGUUCCCUGCGUAUCUAGACAGAUGCACGAAAUGGGGUUUGCUAAGAAGCUGAGCACCGAUAAGUUCAAGCUCUACGUUUCAAAGUCAUUGCAGAGUGGGGCUUCAAACUCUACAGAAUAUCCACAGAAGUCCUCCACGAGAAAUGACCCACUAGAGACCCGUGAGCAAAUUGAGAAGCAGCAGAACUACAUGUAUCCAGAGCUGCAAACGGAAACCGUAGAGACGGUCAUUGUCACGGAGGUAACCAACCCACUGCGCGUCUUCUGUCAGUUGAAGGUGUUUUCUCAAGAGUUGAAGAAACUAACGGAGCAGAUUACACAACACUAUGAAGGCAGAGUGGAAAUGGGCAUCACCAGACCCGAAACGUUGGGUUCCCCAUGUGCCUCAAGAGCAAGUGACGGAAGGUGGUAUCGGUCUAUGUUACAACAGGUCUUUCCAGCAAAUAAUGUGGUUGAAGUGCUCCAUGUCGACUAUGGGAAGAAACAGUUUGUCCAAGCGGAGAACAUCAGACCACUGGCCACAGAGUUCUUCAGAAUGCCUGUUGUCACAUAUGUCUGCUCCCUCCACGGCAUCAUCGACAAAGGCGUUGGAUGGACGGCUGCCCAGAUUGAAUAUCUGAAAUCCCUACUUCUGAACAGGACUGUGAUCGCCAAGUUCGAGUACCAGAGUCUGUCAGAGGGAGUCCACUACAUAACACUCUAUGGGAAUGAAAACGCAAACAUCAACAAACUGUUUGGCACAAAGGAGAGAUGUUUGCUGGACUCUGAGAAGUCGCAUGAGAAGUUGCAUGGAGAUUAUGCUGUUCGCAACAGCUGUGCAAGUCCUCCACAUCCAGAUGGAAUCAAAUUUCAGGAAACUGCACCACCAAGCUCUGGUGAUCCCAAGGAAAUUAAGGCUAAAUAUCCUGCUGAAGAUCUCCCUCUGAAUUCUUCACACGUGGCAGUUGUACAACAUGUGGAGAACCCUUCAGAAUUCUGGAUUCACACACAGAUGUAUGCAGAUGCAUUUAAUCAAAUGAUGAGUGAUCUUGCUGAUUUGUACAGCAACCCAGUCAGUGCGGGAGUUGUCAAAUGUCCAAAGGUUGGCCUUUAUUGUGCUGCCAGAUCACAAGACAACUCUUUUUACAGGGCGACUGUGUCUGAAGUCACUGGGAACAAGGCCAGGGUCUUCUUUUUUGACUAUGGAAACACAGAGAUGAUUGACUGGUUCAAUCUAGGAGUCCUUCCUGACAAGUUUAAAGAGUUGCCAGCACUUGCACUGAAGUGUAGGCUGGCCGGUAUUAGACCAAAAGAGGAGAAAUGGAGCCGAAAUGCUACAGACUUCUUCACAAAAUCAAUCGCAGACAAGAUCCUGGAUGUACACGUAACUGCAAAGUCUCAUGGUGCUUACAUUGUUCAACUGAUGGACUCAUCUGCACAUGGAGAGCGAGAUGUCAGUAAGCUGCUUUGCAGUGCUGGCUUUGCAGAGAAGGGCGACACAAGUAAGACACCUCACAAGGCCUCUUCAAGGCCUAUCAUCGCCCCCACAACACAGAACCCACAUGCCAUUCCUUAUGAUGUGUUCAAGGCAAGUGUUGGCCCUCAAGGAUUGUCCACCAGCGAUUCCACUGUCAAAGAGUCCAGAACUGCCUUCAAGGAAUACCUGUUUCCAAUAGGAAGUUCAGUUGAAGUCACGGUGUCUUACAUUGAGAGUCCAAAUGACUUUUGGUGCCACCUAGCACAAAAUUCUAAUCAUCUAAAAUGGCUCAUGCAAGACAUACAGCAGCACUAUGCUGACACCGAGUUUGAGCAACCUGUAGAACCUGCCUGUGUUGCCCGCCAUCCAGACAACGGAAUGUGGUACAGAGCCCUGGUCAUUCAGAAGCAUGCAACACUGCACGUUGAUGUGCUGUUCAUAGACUAUGGUCAGACAAAGACAGUCUCCCUGCAAGACUUGCGCCGCAUAGAUCCCAACUUCGUGCAACUUAAAGGUCAAGCUUUUCGUUGCAGCUUGUACAACCUUAUCCUCCCUACUUCUCACACCACUGAAUGGCCUGAAGAUGCCAUUAGACAGUUCCAGGACUUUGUGGAAACCGCAGCAUCCGACCACAGGGUCUUGAAGUGCACCAUAUAUGCUGUCAUGUACAAUGCCCAGAAAGUGGUAUUCAAUGUGGUGGAUCUGGAAACACCCUUUCAGAGUGUCUGCAACUUGAUGGUUCAGAAAGGACUGGCAAACCGUGCACCUGCCAAAAAAGUCCCUUCCUCCCCUUUCCGGUUGGACACCUACUACUACUCCACUCACAACAUCAAAACGGGGAGUGAAGAAGAGGUCAGUGUGACAAGUGUGAAAAAUGUCAAUCACUUCUACUGCCAGCUGAAAAGGAAUGCAGAUACAGUUGAAGGACUUGCAGAGACCAUCAACACGCUUUGUCGCCAGUUGGAGAUCACCAACUGUCCCCAAACUUUUGGAACUGUGUGCUUUGCGAAAUACACAGACGGAGAGUGGUACAGAGGGCAGAUCAAGUCUAGAAAUCCAACAAUCCUGGUGCACUUUGUGGAUUAUGGCGACACAUUGGAAGUAAAAAAAUCAGAUCUGCUUCCCAUUCCCAUUGAGGCCAGUGAGAUCAUGUCUGUGCCUGUACAAGCUGUCCAGUGUGGGCUUUCUGAUAUCCCUGGAGAGGUUACAAAUGAGGUGAACAGCUGGUUUGAGACCAGUAUGACUGACCGGAACUUCCAGGCUCUUGUGGUGGCCAAAGAACCUGGGGGCAAGUUGCUGGUGGAGCUCUAUGACAGGAAAAUGCAAGUGAAUGCAAAGAUAAAGGAGAAGUUCAACCUUGACAUGCACAGAGAAGAGCAAGUAGUACACCGGAGCAGGAGACCACAUGAUGGAACCAGCAGCCACACAUCAGCUCUUGAAGCCAAACCUCAGUCUAGAACUAAAGAGGUGCUACAAAAAACAGACGAGGACACCCGAAAGUUUGAGAAACUCCCUCGAGCACCCUACAGGACAUAUCAAAAACGGGUACCUUUGAGGGGACCUAAUGAGCGAGUUUGUUCAGAGGCCAGGAAACAACCAGAAAAACCAAUUCCUCAGGCGGAAACGAAAGGCCCACAAGCGCCAAAGCCAUCCCUCAUUGAACCACAAAAGGAGAUUGUGGUUCCCAAAGCAAAGGUGAAAGAUCUUCCAAAACUCUCAGACCUGCCCUCAAAAUCCAUAAAUCCAGGCAUGGUAGCCGAUGUCUUUGUCUCACAUUGCAAUAGUCCACAGAGUUUCUUUGUACAGUUGAUCAAGGAGGAAGAUGACAUUUAUUCCAUUGUGGAAAAACUCAAUGAUGAACAGUCAACUGCUACAACCAUUCACACUAAGGACUUGAGUCAAGGAGACUUGGUCAAUGCAGAGUUUCCAGAUGAUUCGUCAUGGUACCGUGCAGUUGUAAGUGAAAUAAUGGGAAACGAAACAGCUCUUGUUGAGUUCAUAGACUUUGGAAAUACAGCAACGGUUUCAGUCUCCAAGAUAUGUCAACUCGACAAACACUUCCUUGAAAUUCCCAGGUUCAGUAUUCACUGCUUCCUAAGUGGAGUGACAGCUGUCGGAAACCAAGCAGAACUGAAUCCGGAAGUUGUGUCUAACUUCAAAGAGAAAGUUGGUUUAAACGGUAACAAACGGUUAGGGUGCAUGUUCAUGAAACAGUCUGGAUCUUUUUGGGAGGUUGGCCUAGUUCACGGCAGCAAAGCAAUCACAUGCAAUAUAUCUCCCAGCAGCCCAACAGCCUUGUCUGAUGUGAUACCUGAGACAUCAGAAGGCUCCAACCAAGAGGCAGAAGAGCCCCAACAAAGCCCUUCUGCUAGAAGUGUGCCACCAGAGAUGAGCACUUUGGUUGACGUUAAGACUGCUCGUUAUAGUAAGCCUGACAUUUCAGAGGGACAGACCGUAGAAGUCUAUGCCUCUACUAUAAAUGGACCUCGGUCCUUUUGGUGUCAAUCUGCUGAAUCGGACAAACUUGAUAAGAUCACUAAAGUUGUUGCAGACGCUGGGAAUGCUGUGGCAUCUACGUUAAUUGACACUGAAACCCUGUGCACUGGAAGCCCUUGCAUUGCUCUCUUUGUGGACGAUGGACAGUGGUACCGUGCAGAGGUCCUAAGGAAAGAUGGAGAUGCCUUAUCCAUUCUCUUUGUGGACUAUGGAAAUGAGUCUACAGUCAAUCUGAAAGAUGUGAGGCCAAUGCCAACUGUGCUCAUUGACACUCCCCCACAGGCGUUCCAGUGUCAGCUUGAAGGGUUUGAUUAUUCACAAGGAUCCUGGCAUGACACUGCUGCUGACCAGUUAUCAGAACUCAUAAAAGACAAGCUUCUACACCUGACAGUUCUGAGAGUAUCCAGUCAAAAGCGGGGUGGGAUCACAUGUUUCCUCAAGGUGAGAUGCGAGGAAGAAAUGAUAAAUGACACUAUGAAGCUGUACUGGAAGAGCUCUGUUGACAAAGAAACGUCUGAAGACGAAGACAAGUCCGAUCCUACAGGAGUUGCAAUGUCAGGUGACAUGCCUUCAUUGGUAGGUGAAUUUAAGUUGGUUGAGGAAGAGGCAGCAGUGCCCAACUCAAGUCCCGAAGAGCCAAAUGAAAACGUCAGAGAGCACGACACAGACUAUGCUUUGGCCCAUAGUGAAACUCAUGAGUUAGUGGAUGAGGACAAAUGCACAGACAUUUCUGAUGAGCAACAGGACAACUCAGUACUCACCCAAGCAACAGAUGAAGGUCAUGCAGAGGAUGUGGAUCUGAUAAGUUUCCAAGUAGAUGCAGACUGUUUUGAUCACCUUGGCAACACAGAGUUAAUUGACGAUGACAAAGAGGAAGAAAAACAGUCUUACACAAAUGAGACCCAAGAAUCCAUGACUGCCAUACAGGGUCUGAGUGCAACGACACCCAACGAAGGGAAAGAGACUGAGUCCAUUCCCAUCAUCAUCAUCUGUGAGGAACCCAGUGACGCAGGACUCGAAUGUGCCUCAGAGAGUGGAAAUUCAUGUGAGGCUCAAGUGGCAACUUCCCAAGGGAACAAAGACAUCUUGGUUUCAAGGACUAAAAAGGACACAUUGGAAGUAGACAAAGACGAAAGUGGGAGUGUAUCGGUACUGGAAAAAGCCUUCAGUCUGGAUGACUCAGAGUCACGUCUGUACUUCGACGAACACUUUGACCAGACUUCUCUUUCAAACAUCGACCAAGGUCAAGACGACAUCUAUGAGGAAGUUUUCAAGCUGUGUGCUGAGCCUGUCAUCGAGAGUGCAAAGUCAGAACAUGCUGUCACAGAGGAGUCAGAAACAAAAGAUGAGGAACUGGAUAAAUUGGCUUUGGAGUUGGAGACCAAAAAAGAGGAAUCUGGAAUCCGAGAUGAGGAUGUCAACAUCUCUGCUGUUGUACCUGAAUCUGAGUUUGGUAAACUUCAGAGAGUUGAGCCGACUGCUCCAGUUGGGUCAUCAUCAUGUGUCGUUUGGUCCUCUGCUAAGAAGAGUUGGUGUAAAGCAAAGAUUUUGAAGAUCUUUGAGGACUCCAUAAAGGUUCUGCUGCUGGAUCACGACACUGAAAUGAUAGUAGACCCACACAAUAUAUUUGAGCCGUUGUCUUCAGAAACAGAAGAGAGUGAUGACUUCGAUACAGCGUCGUCGAAUGCUGGGUCAGAACGUGAUCAUGAAGACACAGAUGACAGUGACAACACCGUUGCAGGAGAUGACCUGAGCAAGGCUGCCUCAGAGGUCCAGGAUGACUCUACUCUAGAUGAUGUGUGUGCACCAUUAGAUGAAUCUAGUGACGUGCUUUCAGAACAGCUAGUUGAUAUUGAACCAGCAACUGAUGUAGACGUUGUAUCCAGUGUUCCCACACAGGAUAAUAAGGAUGAUGACGUGCUUGAGGAAGACUCAUGUCUUGGAGAAGUGACUUCAUGUCUCAUUGGAGACUGUUUAGUUGCAUCCACAGAUGAUGGUGCUGAGAUUAAGAAAGCAACCUAUGCAGAUGGUAUAUCAAGUGCUACCCCGCAGGAAAGGGACGACCUUCUAGGGGAAUCAAAGUCUAGUCCUGAUGAAGACUGUUUAGUGUCCACAGAACAGAGAACUGAUGCUCAAGAGGCAACUGUUGUGGAGGUUACAUCCAGUGCUCCCACACAGGUCAAGGAUGAUCUUCUUGGUCAUGAAGAAGUCUGUUCAGAUUGUGCAGAACAGUUUGCUGAGAUUGAAGAGGCGACCGAUGUGGAGGUAGUAUCCAGUGCUGCUACACAGGACAAGAAUGAUGUGCUGCAUGAGCAAGAUAUGUCUUUUCCUGGUGAAGACUCUGCAGAAGUUGUGAUGUCACAGGUGACUCAUCUCAGCCUGAGAGUGGAGGAGAACUCCGAUGAUGACGUCAUCUUUGUGUCAGAGAUUCGGACCACCCAGGAACAAAGCCAGUCCAGUGACUAGUGUGUUGUUGUGCAGGCACACACUCAGUUCUAUUCCAUGUUGUAAUCUGGGAUGUUAAAUCAAUCUGUUCAGUGGCAUUUUGUUUGCAUUCUGUGUCCAGUUUAUUUGGUAAUUUGCUUUGCUUUUUCCUUUAUUUAGCUGUAAGCACCCAUCUUCACCUCAAGUUAGCCAUUUGUCUCUAGAUCAGAAAUACCUCAGAAGGUAUACUACAAGCAGGUUCAACGAGUUAGCCAGCUAACUUUGAUAAGCAACCAGAAAUGGCUAUUAAUUUUCUGGAAUAUAAAAAAUGUGAAAUUUAGAUAUGAGUUGGCUGAAUCAAUUAGAUUAUGCCAAUGAUUUAGCUACAUAUAUUUAUUUUUUAACUCCUUAAUCCUGCUUUGUAGUAUACUACUCUGUCCAUACCAAGUUUAGAAAGAUUGACAAUCUUUGAAAUACCAUGACACUGUCUUUGGAUUAUUGUUGCAUCAGUAUUCUAAACUGAACUCCUGUCAGCCUAGUGUAUUUAUGGAACACUGCACAAUUGAUCUGUUUAGUUUGAGUAAUUUUGCCCAAGUUCUAUUCAAUUAUUGUUGAUGUUUAAACAUUGAAUAUGGACAGAAAGUGUGUCCAAUGUGAUGAAAGGCUUUCACAAGAUGGUUGUUCCUGUAAAGAAAUGGGCAGUGUUCUGAGAUUUUUUUUGUUUACACAAUACAUAAUC